AUGGACGCAUUUAGUGAUUCAGGAGAGUUGUAUACUAUUAGGAACCAGUUUUAUACUAAUCAGCACAAUAAGGUCAAGGCGUAUUCUCUUGAUGAGUUUUCGCCGGAGAAUCAAUUAAAGGUGUUGGAGUUUCAGAUCAGGUCGACGAUUGCGUUGGAGCAGGACGCUUCGAAGAUGAUUGAAGACGGGAAAACCAAGUUUCCUGAGAAUGAGCCGUUGUUUCAGUUGUUGAGUGCAUGGAAUGACUUGAAGGAUUUUGGGGUUGAUGAUUCGACGUAUUUUGAGGAUGUUAAGCAGGCUAGUUUUGAGUUGCAAGCGGUGUUGACGGCAUUGUAUUUGGUGAAAUUUGACAAGGAUAUUGAUCAGGCCAUUUUGUUUUUGAAUAACUAUAUUGACAAUGUGAACUCAUUGGCCAAGUAUAAUGAAUUGGAACCGUUUUUGGUGUUGGUGCAAUUGUACUUGGUCAAGGGCAAUCUCAGUGGUGCAGCCAAGGUUUUGGAAAGUUUGAACCACUUUCCCGAGUCUGCUCGUGAUAAUAUUAUUUACCAGGUAUUGGAGUCGUGGAUCUUGUCGGUGACUGGCGGGUCUGACAAUAUCAAUAACAGCUACUAUUUUUAUGACGAAAUUUUGUCGAGCGAUUUUGAUCAGGACAUUCAGGGCAAGUUUAAGAUUUUGAAUGUGUUGUUUGCGUUGACGUUACAGUUGAAGCAUUUCCCUGAAGCGCAAGAGUUGGUGGCUCAGAUCAAGAGUUUGGGGGUUGUUGAUGCCAAUUUCAUUGCCAACCAGAUUACUUUUGACCAGUUGCAGAAUGAUGGCGCCCACGCUGAAGAGUUGAUGACUGAGUUGAAACGAUUAGACGCUUCGCAUGAGUUGUUGAAAGAGCAAGAUCUCAAAACAAGUAUAUUUGACGACAUUGUUACAAAAUAUUCUAUUUAG
This is a messenger RNA of Candida dubliniensis CD36, 936 nucleotides long. RefSeq names its product coatomer subunit epsilon. The transcript has a single exon. The coding region runs from base 1 to 936 and encodes 311 amino acids. Gene Ontology annotation, molecular function: structural molecule activity; protein binding. Lineage: Eukaryota; Fungi; Ascomycota; Pichiomycetes; Serinales; Debaryomycetaceae. Gene Ontology annotation, cellular component: COPI vesicle coat. The record is from RefSeq and is a predicted model, not a curated record. Gene Ontology annotation, biological process: intra-Golgi vesicle-mediated transport; endoplasmic reticulum to Golgi vesicle-mediated transport; retrograde vesicle-mediated transport, Golgi to endoplasmic reticulum.